This is a messenger RNA of Ficedula albicollis (Collared flycatcher), 2189 nucleotides long. RefSeq names its product Fas associated factor family member 2 (gene FAF2). Gene Ontology annotation, molecular function: ubiquitin binding. The coding region runs from base 205 to 1542 and encodes 445 amino acids. Gene Ontology annotation, cellular component: endoplasmic reticulum. The record is from RefSeq and is a predicted model, not a curated record. The transcript is spliced from 11 exons. NCBI's taxonomy places the organism in Eukaryota, Metazoa, Chordata, Aves, Passeriformes, Muscicapidae.
AGAGCGGCCACCGCCGCCAAUGGGAUUCGGGCAUCUCCGGACAGGCCCUAGAGCACUUCGGUUUUGUCCGGAAUGCGGCCCGGCAGUUCCGGCGGCGGCCGAUAAACAGCCAUUGGCCGCGCCGCGCGGGGCUGGGGUGGAAGCGUGGGCGGACAACGUCACUUCCGGAGAGUGACGGAGCGGCGGGUCAGAGGCGGCGGCAAAAUGGCGGCGCCUGAGGAACGGGAGCUGACGGCGGAACAGACCGAGAAGCUGCUGCAGUUCCAGGACUUGACUGGCAUAGAGUCCAUGGACCAAUGUCGCCACACACUGGAGCAGCACAACUGGAACAUAGAGGCAGCUGUGCAGGACCGCCUGAACGAGCAAGAGGGUGUCCCAAGUGUCUUUAAUCCUCCUCCACUGCGGCCGUUGCAGGUCAAUACAGCUGACCACAGGAUCUACAGCUACGUUGUCUCAAGGCCACAGCCAAGGGGCCUAUUAGGAUGGAGUUACUACUUCAUAAUGCUUCCAUUCCGAUUUACCUAUUACACGUUACUUGAUAUAUUUAGGUUUGCUCUGCGUUUUAUACGCCCUGAUCCUCGUAGUCGGGUCACCGACCCUGUGGGAGACAUUAUUUCAUUUAUUCAUAUGUUUGAGGAAAAAUAUGGGAGGAUACACCCUGUCUUCUACCAGGGAACUUACAGCCAGGCACUGAACGAUGCCAAGCGGGAGCUGCGCUUCCUGUUGGUUUAUCUUCAUGGAGAUGACCACCAAGACACAGAUGAGUUCUGCCGCAAUACACUGUGUGCACCUGAGGUCAUCACCCUCAUCAACACUAGAAUGCUCUUCUGGGCUUGCUCAACCAAUAAACCAGAGGGAUACAGAGUGUCCCAGGCUCUGCGGGAGAACACGUACCCGUUCCUGGCCGUGAUCAUGCUCAAGGACCGCAGGAUGACGGUGGUUGGGCGGCUGGAAGGUCUCCUCCAGGCUGACGACCUCAUCAAUCAGCUCAUGUUCAUCAUGGAUGCCAACCAGACAUACCUGGUGUCCGAGCGCCUGGAGAGGGAAGAGAGGAACCAAACCCAAGUCCUGAGGCAGCAGCAGGAUGAGGCAUAUCUGGCAUCCCUGCGUGCAGACCAGGAAAAGGAGCGCAAGAAGAAGGAGGAAAGGGAGAGGAAGAAGAAGAAGGAGGAGGAAGUGCAGCAGCAAAAACUGGCAGAGGAGAGGCGGCGGCAGACACUGCAGGAGGAGAAGGAGCGGAAGUCGGAGUGCCUCCCUCCAGAGCCACAUCCCGACGACCCCGAGAGCGUCAAGAUCAUUUUCAAGCUGCCUAACGAUUCCAGAGUGGAGCGGCGAUUCCACUUCACACAGUCACUGACGGUGAUCCACGACUUCCUGUUCUCCUUGAAAGAAAGCCCUGAGAAGUUCCAGAUUGAGGCCAACUUCCCUCGCCGUGUCCUGCCCUGCCUCCCUACAGAGGAGUGGCCCAACCCCCCCACGCUGCAGGAGGCCGGACUCAGCCACACGGAAGUCCUCUUUGUGCAGGACCUCACGGACGAUUGACACUUCUUUUUGCUUUUGUUUUUGUUUGUUUUGUUGUUUCGUUUUUUGGUUUUGUUUUGUUUGUUUUUUUGUUUUUUUUUUUUCCAGAAGACACAAAACGGAAAGAGAAAUUCAUAUUAUUAUUAUAAUACAAUAUUUUUUUUAAAAGACUGCGUACAAACGAGGGAUCAGAGACCACAUGGCCUGUGCCAGCUGUGCUGCGGGUGUGCGCUGGCGAGAGGACGCGUGCGCACGGCCAUCACCUGCAGCGGGGGGCACACGGGGGAGCUGGUGUUGCCCCUCUGCCCUCCCUGGGGAGGAACAGGAAUGGCAGCUCUUGGUAAUUAUUGCUUUUAUUGAUGACAAUAAUAAUAAAACCCCAGCAACCCAACAUCUCGUGAAGAUUUGAUACUCUGCUGCUCCUGAGAGACACAAGACCGAGCACCGGAAUGUGCUGGGAGCGGGGUGGGGGGAAAGGGCUGGACAGACUUUCUUCAGCUUCCCUCUGUGUAUAAAUACUGUUCUUUUAAUAUAUCUCUUGCUUUGUAAUGACCAAAGGAGAUUGGGGUUGACUAUAGUAUUAACUUUUUGAUAAAGAGCUGGUUCAAUUCUUACCCAUGUGGGAUCUUGCCCAGGGUUCUUAGCCUGCGUAGUGUAAUAAACUCUGC